UCUCUUUAACCCGAGGUUACAGUGUCACCACCUCUUUAACUUGUGGUUACAGUCUCACCAUCUCUUUAACUUGUUAAAGUGUCAAAUGAUGUGAGAGAAGGUUCAUAGUCCAGCAUAGUUCAGAUCAACCAAUACAUCAGUUGAUAUCAAUACAUGAACGAUCAGUCGACAUUAUUGUGAAGAAUAUGGCAGCUUCCUAAACCUUGUGGUUACAGAAAAGUUGUAGAACAAAUGAAUGUUUACAAUGUACAGAUGUUGGGCAAAUGUCAUCCAGACAAGCUCUAACCGUCCUUCUUAGUGCACUUGCACCACAUUAAAUCUAUGUAUGAAUGUAUCUCGACUUCUUUACCCAAUGUACAACAUCCACUAAGUCGUUGAACAUUUACCUUGCUCAGACCUCUACCCAGCCAGUCGUGGACAACGAGUGUGGGGACAGAUCGACAGUGGACAAUAGGGUGGACACUGAGUUUUACAUUGCCUCUGUGGGGACGGAGGAUACCGGCACCUACAACUGCUCAGCCACCAACCAGCGGGGAACCAGACAGACUAACUACGAAGUUACAGUUGAAGAAAAAGCAAUAUUUACAUCCAAGUUAGAAGAUCAGAGGCUGAUGGAGCUGUCUGGAGGCGUUGCUUCAUUCAAGUGUUUAACCCAUGGAAACCCAAGCCCUAAGAUUGACUGGAUCAUUAACGGCCAGCAAUGGGCACAAUGCUACUUCAGCAGCUGCCGUGAGAGAAGCACGCGUGGAGAUUCACCAGGGUACUCUGGUGAUGUCGGGGGCAGGCCCGGGGGACCAGAUGGUUGUCGGGUGUAUGGCCUUUAAUCGAUACGGCUCUGUGUACCAGGAAGCUAGACUCAUCUGAACCAUGUACACAGUACACUUGCUGACAAUUCACUCUUACAGAUCCAGAUGACAUAGUCAUGCUAUUCCCGUUGGAGAUCAGGUCGUCACAGUUGUAACUGAGUAGGAAUGAUUCUUGGCUAUAGAACUCAGGGAAGAUCAACUCUCAACUAGGACCUGACAGAUGUUAUUGUACGGUUACAUGGGUCUGUGAUAGUGGAUUGUUGCUCACACCAUCUGGGAAGAUCACCUCUCAACUAGGACCUGACAGAUGUUAUUGUACAGUUACAUGUGGGUCUGUCACAGUGGAUUGUUGCUCACACUAUCUGGGUAGAUCAACUCCCAACUAGGAUCUGACAGAUGUUAUUGUACAGUUACAUGUGGGUCUGUCACAGUGGAUUGUUGCUCACACAAUCUGGGAAGAUCAACUCCCAACUAGGAUCUGACAGAUGUUAUUGUACAGUUACAUGUGGGUCUGUCACAGUGGAUUGUUGCUCACACUAUCUGGGAAGAUCAACUCUCAACUAGGACCUGACAGAUGUUAUUGUACAGUUACAUGUGGGUUUGUCACAACGGAUUGUUGCUCACACAAUCUGGGAAGAUCAACUCUCAACUAGGACCUGACAGAUGUUAUUGUACAGUUACAUGUGGGUUUGUCACAACGGAUUGUUGCUCACACAAUCUGGGAAGAUCAACUCUCAACUAGGACCUGACAGAUGUUAUUGUACAGUUACAUGUGGGUCUGUCACAGUGGAUUGUUGCUCACACAAUCUGGGAAGAUCAACUCCCAACUAGGAUCUGACAGAUGUUAUUGUACAGUUACAUGUGGGUUUGUCACAGUGGAUUGUUGCUCACACAAUCUGGGAAGAUCAACUCCCAACUAGGAUCUGACAGAUGUUAUUGUACAGUUACAUGUGGGUCUGUCACAGUGGAUUGUUGCUCACACAAUCUGGGAAGAUCAACUCCCAACUAGGAUCUGACAGAUGUUAUUGUACAGUUACAUGUGGGUCUGUCACAGUGGAUUGUUGCUCAAACCAUCUGGGAAGAUCAACUCUCAACUAGGACCUGACAAAUGUUAUUGUACAGUUACAUGGGUCUGUGAUAGUGGAUUGUUGCUCACACCAUCAGUGAAGAUAUUACAGCGAGAGCCAAAUUUAAUUGUUACUAGAUUCCCAAGAAAGUCGGUAACCGGAAACCCUAAUUAGUAUAUAUAUAUAUUAAUAGAGAUUACAGUGAUAUUGGAGGUAGCUUACAUAAACCGCGUCACUUAGCACAGAUUGAAACUCUUAUAGCUGUGAAAGGAACAAGAAAACUAUGGGGAUAUGGACAAGCAUACAAACCACGAUUACAUGAUCUCUGCACAAGAAAUCAAAUGUAUAUAUAACAUCGAAAGUUAGUUAUCUUGGGGCAUGGAACAGAUUUGGAAGAAGCAAGUCUUGAGAUUUAAUAUAAACAUGAUUAAAAUUGUAUGAUGCUGUAAAAAGAAAAUAUGGAGUUUGGGUGAAGAUGUGUAAUCAUGAA
Haliotis rufescens (red abalone) is the source of this 2363-nucleotide messenger RNA. Its product is annotated as neural cell adhesion molecule L1-like. Lineage: Eukaryota; Metazoa; Mollusca; Gastropoda; Lepetellida; Haliotidae. Bases 330 to 824 code for a protein of 164 amino acids. Gene Ontology annotation, biological process: cell-cell adhesion. The record is from RefSeq and is a predicted model, not a curated record. The transcript has 3 exons.